GGUCAACGGUGCGGAAGCGGGUAAUGGCGGCGUAAACAACGCAAAGUUCGGAGCAAGAUACUGCUUAGUCAAAUCGCUGCAGAAAAUAAAACCUGAAAAUAAAGCUAUAAUUAAACGGAGCAUGUAGGAGGAUUUCUGCUCGGUGUGCAACCUAACAACCCCCACCGGUUUAGUUCUUUAUGGUAUUUAACCGCUAGUUUCGGCUAACUUUAGCCAAGUUUGCUAACCUAACGGAAAAGUAAGUUAGUAACGUUAUUUAACUUAGUUUGUAGAAAUGGACUGCGUCGUGACGGGAGGAAACGUCAAAGUGCUGGCCAAAGCCAUCCAUUCUCUGUCCAGGAUCGGUGAUGAGCUGUAUGUGGAGCCUCAGGAAGACGGGCUGGCCCUGCGGUCUGUGAACUCUUCUCGGUCGGCAUAUGCUUGCUUCCUGUUCACACCACUCUUCUUCAACAGGUACACCAUCCCCAGUGGGCACACCUUCCGUUGCAAGAUGGCAAUAAAGAGUGUGCAGGCCGUAUUCAGGUCUCUAGCGUCCCUGGAGAAGACAGUGGAAAAGUGUCACAUCCAGCUGGAUGAGCAGAAGAACCGCCUCACCUUUACCCUACACUGCAAACAUGGCCUCCUGAAGACACAUAACCUGUCUUUCCAGGACAGCGAAAGCUUACAGGCUGUAUUUGAUAAAGACAGCUGUGUAAAUGUAUUCAGAUCCCAGCCAAGGUUGCUGGUGGACACAGUUGUGCACUUCCCUCCGUCUGUGGAAGAAGUGACCGUGUCAGUGAGCGAUGAGCGGAUGUGGAUCAGGAACCAUGUGGAGGAUGAAGCAGAACAGUCCAAGGCCAUGCUGACAGAGCUGUGUCUGGCUUCAGACGAAUUUGACCAUUUUGCUGUCCAAGCUCACAACAGCGUCACCUUUUGUCUGAAGGAGUUACGGGGUUUGUUAGUGUUUGCAGAGUCUACUGGCCUCCCAAUUUCUAUGUACUUUGAUGAACCGGGCAGCCCUGUAGUGCUUUCAGUAACAGACAGUGUCCUUGAGGGGAACUUUGUGUUGGCCACGCUUUCUGAUGACUCCACCCACCGUAAAAAACACUCUAGACGAGCACACACACCGCCGCCUCCGCCCCCUCCUGAUGACUUCAUGAAUGACGACAUAGACUCCUACCUCAUUGCCAUGGAUACCAGUAUUGCGCCAGGUCCCUCAGCUAGAAGUCCGCCCACGCCCCCAUUAGCUGCUUCCACAUGUUCAAAACAGCCUGCUGCAGCCAAUCACAGGACGAGGCUGCACAGUGAGGAGGAGGAGGAGGAGGAGGAGGAGGAGGAUGGAACGGCUGAUUCAGACAGACCACCUAAUAAGAAGUUCUGUUCCCUGUUCUUUGGAUCUGUGCUUCCACUGUCGUCUCAGAUGACCACUCAACCGGUGACAAGUCAGGAAGUGUUGGCCAGUGACAGUGAGGAUGACACUCAAGCAGAGUGACAGUGGACUGAUGGAUAGAGAGGAGAGAGAUGGACUGACCUGAAAGUGUGUGUGUGUGUGUGUGUGUGUGUGUGUGUGUGGGGGGGGGGGUUAUGUUGGCCACCCUGAACCCUUAUUUACCGUCUUUAACGGCCUCUACAACUGAUGUACAGGGAUUUUUUUUCUUUUUACAAAAAUAUGCAAAGACAUACAGAACAGGAUGGCCAAUGCGAGUAUAUUCCAACUUUAUAUUGGACUAAUAACAUUCAUGGUGGAUUAUGUGAAACUGGACACGAAGCACUUCCUGUUUAUUUUUGUUUGUUCAGUUUGUGAUCGAGGUGCGACAAAAAAGCUCUUCUAAAUAAAAGAAAUGUAUUUUUUUCAAGGUA
Messenger RNA from Micropterus dolomieu (smallmouth bass), 1839 nucleotides. It is a transcript of the gene rad9a, whose product is annotated as RAD9 checkpoint clamp component A. Gene Ontology annotation, cellular component: checkpoint clamp complex. The record is from RefSeq and is a predicted model, not a curated record. Gene Ontology annotation, biological process: cellular response to ionizing radiation; DNA replication checkpoint signaling; DNA repair. The transcript has 13 exons. Lineage: Eukaryota; Metazoa; Chordata; Actinopteri; Centrarchiformes; Centrarchidae. Bases 275 to 1471 code for a protein of 398 amino acids.